AUGCCUUCUUUUAGCUCCAAAGCUCCUCAGUUCACGUUCGACCACCAGUCAAACAUGGUGAGCUUGACGACUGUCGCUGGCUCGGGGUCCCAAGUUGACAACCCUACCUCCCACAUUGGAGCCUCCCUGCCGUCUGAAACGCUUCUCGGGGCAUUCCAAGAUGGUCCCCUGUUUCAUACUGCCGAUGACGGCUACCUGGACGCGCCGAAGGCUGCAUGA
Messenger RNA from Colletotrichum truncatum, 219 nucleotides. The record is from RefSeq and is a predicted model, not a curated record. NCBI's taxonomy places the organism in Eukaryota, Fungi, Ascomycota, Sordariomycetes, Glomerellales, Glomerellaceae.